Messenger RNA from Hippocampus zosterae (dwarf seahorse), 1245 nucleotides. Its product is annotated as aquaporin FA-CHIP-like. The transcript is spliced from 4 exons. The record is from RefSeq and is a predicted model, not a curated record. Lineage: Eukaryota; Metazoa; Chordata; Actinopteri; Syngnathiformes; Syngnathidae. Gene Ontology annotation, molecular function: ammonium channel activity; glycerol transmembrane transporter activity; carbon dioxide transmembrane transporter activity. The coding region runs from base 126 to 905 and encodes 259 amino acids. Gene Ontology annotation, cellular component: membrane. Gene Ontology annotation, biological process: hyperosmotic response; renal water transport; carbon dioxide transmembrane transport.
CGCCCACUGACCAUUAUCAGCCUUUGGGCCUUAAAUACGCCGCUUGCUUUUGGUCUGUGCACUCACUCACAAACACACAUACACACACACAGAUACACACGCGCGUACGCUUUCCGGGCACCCACAUGAGGGAGUUCAAGAGCAAGGCGUUCUGGAGGGCCGUCCUGGCCGAGCUGGUGGGCAUGACCCUGUUCAUCUUCCUCAGCAUCGCGGCGGCCAUCGGCCAUCCGAGCGCACCGGGUCAAGAGGUCAAGGUGUCGCUGGCCUUCGGGCUGGCCAUCGCCACGCUGGCGCAGAGCCUGGGCCACAUCAGCGGCGCCCACCUAAACCCGGCCGUCACGCUGGGCAUGCUUGCCAGCUGCCAGAUCAGCGUGUUCCGGGCCGUUGCGUACGUGGUGGCCCAGUUGCUGGGCUCCAGCCUCGCCAGCGGCAUUCUUUACGGGGCGCGGCCCGCCACCACGGCUGAGCUGGGCCUCAAUAAGCUGAACGGCAUCACCCCCAGCCAGGGCGUGGGCAUCGAGCUCCUGGCAACUUUCCAGCUGGUGCUGUGUGUCAUUGCCGUGACUGAUAAACGGAGGCGCGAUGUCACCGGUUCGGCGCCCUUGGCCAUAGGCCUCUCCGUGUGCCUCGGACAUUUGGCGGCGAUCAGCUACACGGGCUGCGGCAUCAAUCCCGCGCGUACCUUCGGUCCGGCUAUGAUCCUGAAUGACUUCACCGACCACUGGGUGUACUGGGUUGGGCCCAUGUGUGGUGGCGUGGCGGCGGCCCUGGUUUAUGACUUCCUGCUGUCGCCCAAAUUUGACGACUUCCCAGAACGCAUGAGGGUGCUGGUGAACGGCCCCGUGGGCGACUACGAUGUCAACGGCGCCAACGACACCUCCACCGUGGAAAUGGCCCCCAAAUAGUCGGUCGAGCACAUAGCUUGCCGUGUAUGUCUAUACGCUCUUGUGAAAAGAAAAAAAAAAGCUAUUUGUUUCAGCGUCAUUGUUUCUAGAAGCUGCAAAUGUAUUUUUGUAGCUCACGUAAACACACACACACACACACACAUGCACACGCACACACAUACGCUGCUCAUCUUCAAGGUUGCAGCAAGUGUAUCGACAUGUGUUAAAAUGUUCUCUCAUUAUCAGUAUUCUGUAUGGUGUGUCAUUUUUGCAUACAAGUUUGUGCUUUCAUCACUUUUGUGUCUAUGGUAUUGAAAUGUCACUUUUUAAAAAAAGAAAUAAAACACUUGUUUCACUUAAA